Stylophora pistillata is the source of this 2870-nucleotide messenger RNA. Its product is annotated as 2-hydroxyacyl-CoA lyase 2. Gene Ontology annotation, molecular function: thiamine pyrophosphate binding; flavin adenine dinucleotide binding; acetolactate synthase activity. Gene Ontology annotation, biological process: L-valine biosynthetic process. The record is from RefSeq and is a predicted model, not a curated record. NCBI's taxonomy places the organism in Eukaryota, Metazoa, Cnidaria, Anthozoa, Scleractinia, Pocilloporidae. Gene Ontology annotation, cellular component: acetolactate synthase complex.
AUGUUGGCCGUAUAUGGACUGGACACUAGGAAGCUGGAUGAAAACAGCAACAGACAUGGUGGAGAAUUAGUCGGUGAAGUUUUAAAGGCUCAUGGUGUCAAAUAUGUUUUUACACUCUGUGGCGGCCACAUAUCCCCAAUUUUAGUGUCAUGUCAAAAUCUAGGAAUCAGAGUUAUUGACACACGACAUGAGGUGACAGCUGUAUUUGCCGCAGACGCAGUUGCCAGGUUAUCAGGAGUUGUUGGUGUGGCAGCUGUUACUGCUGGUCCAGGUCUAACAAAUACAGUGACAGCUGUGAAGAAUGCACAAAUGGCAGAGUCUCCUGUGCUGUUGUUAGGUGGAGCUGCUGCUACACUCCUGAAGGGACGUGGAGCACUACAAGAUAUUGACCAGAUGAGUUUGUUCAAGUCUUUGUGCAAGUACUGUGCUACAGUUACAAGGGUAGCGGACAUUGUACCAAUUCUACAAAAGGCCAUUCAGAUUGCACAGUCUGGAACUCCAGGUCCUGUGUUUGUGGAGUUUCCCAUCGACACCCUUUAUCCCUAUCCACUGGUCAAGAAAGAGUCUGGACUCAAGGAUGAUGCUCGUGGAUUUUCUCAGCGAUUAGUCAAUUGGUAUAUAUCUAACCACCUUCAUGGCUUGUUUGCGGGAGCCUGGGACCCACAACCAAAAGAUCCAUUGCCUGUUGAUAUACCAAUGCCUAUUCAGUCACAGGUUGAUGAAUGUGUCAGACUGGUUUCCAAGUCUACUAGGCCAGUGAUUAUCCUCGGAAGUCAGUCUACAUUGCCUCCAGUGCCAGCCGACAAACUAAGGAAAGCUUUAGAGGAAUUAGGUAUCCCAUGUUUCUUGGGAGGCAUGGCCCGUGGUCUGUUGGGAAGAAAUAGCAAUUUCCAUAUAAGGCAAAGGAGAAGAGAUGCUCUAAAAGAGGCUGAUCUUGUCAUUUUAGCAGGAACAGUUUGUGACUUUAGGCUUUCAUAUGGGAGAGUUUUGAACAGGAAGUCCAAAAUAAUUGCGGUGAAUAGGAACAAGAGUCAACUCUUCAAGAAUUCAGACAUGUUUUGGAGGCCCUCAGUUGCUGUUCAAGGUGAUCCUGCUACCUUGAUGAUUGAACUUUCUAAGGGUCUCAAAGGCUACACCUGUCCAACUGACUGGGUGGACAAACUGAAAGAAAGAGAUAUUGAUAAAGAGAAAGUAAACAGUCUGAAGUCACAGGAAUCUUUAAAACAGCAUCUGAACCCACUGAAGCUUUUAUUCAAUCUGGAGAACAUUAUGUCCAGUGACAGUAUCAUUGUAGCUGAUGGAGGAGACUUUGUAGGCACUGCAGCAUACAUCCUGAGGCCACGAGGUCCAUUGACAUGGCUGGAUCCAGGUGCAUUUGGGACCCUUGGGGUGGGUGGUGGCUUUGCCCUGGGGGCCAAGCUCUGCCGCCCAGAAUCAGAGGUCUGGAUUAUUUAUGGAGAUGGUUCCUUGGGUUACAGUGUAGCAGAGUUUGAUACUUUUACAAGGCACAAGACUCCUGUCAUUGCCCUGGUUGGUAAUGAUGCAUGUUGGUCCCAGAUUGCUCGGGAGCAAGUACCAAUGUUCGGCUCAAGUAUAGGAUGUGACCUGGAGUUCACAGACUAUCACAACGUGGCUGAGGGGUAUGGAGGAAAAGGGUUUCUUCUCAGGGAUUCAUCCACUGGAGAGAUUGACAAAACACUCUCAAAAGCACAAGAAGUCGCCAGAGAUGGCACUGCUGUGCUGAUUAAUGCUCUGAUUGGGAAAACUGACUUCAGACAGGGAUCCAUUUCAGUAUGACAAAUUUCACUAUGAAUUCGGGACAAUUUUACAUCAAAUUAACCAACUAUGAGAAGUAAUUAACAUCUAAUUAAAGUCAAGAAGUAAAUGAUUGUUGAGCCUUAGAUUACACUUUCUAGUGUUUUUACAGGUUUCAUAACACACGUGAGAUGUUGGAAGGACAGCAGAAUACAAUCAAACUUCCACUAAUCGCAACCUCUCUAUAAUGGCAACUUCUCCAUCGUGGCUAAUUUUUUGGUCUUAGCAGGCUGUCCAUACAUUCAUUUAAACCUCUCUACAAUGGCCACCUCUCCGCGACAACUACUUUUCUUCUGUCCUCGAGGUGGCCAUUGUGGAAAGGUUCAACUCUCCAAGUUCAACUUGCCAAAGACAAGUGAUUUACAAAAUAUUCCAAAGUUUCACCAACAUCUCAAUUAGAUUAUUAGAUGCAUUAGCUGACAGAAAGUGUGAUCUAUUGCAACUCAUAAUAUAGCUAUUAAUAAUAGGUUUAUUAGCACAUUGAAUGAUAGUUUUCGACAAUAAGAGCAUGCAUAUUGUCUCAUCCACUUUAUAAUGAUAAAUGACAGUGAAAGGUUGCAGAAACAUUCACAAAUAAAUGCCUGAAAUUUGGUUAGCAUGGUGGUCACUUGAGGUAAUUUCUUUACGAUCAAGGUGAUAUUUUUUUCAGUUUAGCGGGUUUUAUGUGUAAUUUGAGUGAUACUGUUUUCCAGACUCAACUGAUUGAGAAAUAAUUUACAGUUCACAAUUUUAAUGACCUUCCGCUUGGGAAAAGGGAGCAAUGUAUUUUUAUUUUAUGAAAAUAGGCUAUUUUUCUCUAUUUUAAAGAGAAAAAAGGCUCUGCUAGAGCACCCUGUGUAACUAGUUUCAGUUAAAUUUUAAAAUCGUAAUACAAUCACUACAGGAGGGGAAAAUAGCAAAUCUGUGCAUUUAUCCUAAAUAAAUAUUAAGUUGAUCAAAAUAUGGAUGAAAAACAUACAGUUACAUAAUUGAACAUUGUGAAUAUACCUUUAACAAAUACCAGGUACCAUUUAAAAGACAAACUAUACAAAUAAAGGAAACCUUUGAGUGUUUAA